GGGCAGACGAGGCUCUGUAUGAGAAACCACAGGGAUGGAGCAUAUGAGCCCAGAAGAAUCCUAGUUUCGGUCUUGUUUCAUCUUUUGAUCUCUCCACUUCUUCUCUUCUUCUGACAUCUAGCCUGAUCUUACUUUAGCUUUACGGAAUCCGAGUACAUCGAAGUUGUAAUGGGGCCGACAGAGCUUGAUAACCUUAAUCUCUCAGAGAGAGGAGAAGUACCAGCAGCUGGGACGCGAGCUGGCAGUCUUGCCAGUACCUGCCCAACUCUGCAAGGCACAGGGAUUUCCUGCCCAGAAGGUGAAGAGAACAAGGAUGAAGCAUUGGGACGUGCUAAGUGUGCUCUUUAUAAAGAGUUAUGUCAAGAGUGGUGCUUUUUCCCAGCCCUCCAGGCACAGUUCUCUCUGGCUCUGGAUUACUGGGCCGCAAAGGUUCUCGGGACCUUUCGAGACCUCAAAUCCCUGGAGCGAGAAAACCAUGCCCAAGGCUGUCAUGACUACAAGGAACAUCGGCCUGACAACGAGUAUGGAAAGAAAAAAGAGGAACUGGCCAUCAGACUUACCAAUGAGCUCAAGGAAUUCUCAACAUUGUUCAACUCAGCCAAUGUCAUCAUGCAUCAACAUACCCCGAAUGGCAGCAUGGUGUCUGAAUACAGGCUGUGGUCUUCCAAUGUGGUGGGCUCAGAUUCAUCGGACCGCGAACUCUUUGCCGAGAACUACAGGGCCUUAGGCCCACGGCCAAGCAUGAUUGAUGAGUUUGUGCAUUCAGUUGUCAAGACUUCCGCGAUGUUAUGGAUUCGGUUCAGGUCCUACGCCGCCCGUCUCCGGUCCACGAAAGACUGUUCUCCAGGCCCGGUCUCCAUUAUUCUCAGCUAUACUACUCUUCACGUUCUCUCCCAUCUCCUCGUUGUUGUCAUGGCCGGGGUUUUCUUCGUCUUGCCGCUCACCAUGAUGUACUUGGUAACGAUGAAGAAGGCGGAGAUUGUCCUCGUUACGAUCACCUUCAGCCUUUUGUUCUGUGUCGGGUCAUUUUACUUUGGUGGUGGCAGGGGCGGACUCAAAACUGACACCAAGUUCCUGUUGUUGUUUGCGUACACAAGUGUGAUGGCAACAUUGCUUUCCAACUUUGCGCCGCAUCAGGAGCAGCAGCAUAGUCAGCAGUGUUCAUGUCCCGAAUCGAGCUGAAGAGACGGACACCCCUUCACACAAAAGUCGAGGUCAUGACCUCCAUACCUUUUCUAUCUUCUGGGCAGGAUCCUUUCUUAUAUUUCUUUUUUAAAUUUCCUUUGGCUAUCGGUCUUUAAAUCGGUUCCAGGACAUAACAUGUCACACCGUUUUUAAGUUUACACACUUUCUAUCUUCACUUCUCACGACACCACCUUAUUAUUUUCUUACAUCUACCUGUCUAGUCGGUAUUAUUUUCUGGGCUACGCGCUAUAAAGUAAUGCGUAUUCGAGCUGUAUAAUAAACACACAGCAGUUAUAACACAGGGGAUUAUAUGGAAGUUUUACUCCAAUCAAA
Podospora pseudocomata is the source of this 1518-nucleotide messenger RNA. RefSeq lists its product as uncharacterized. The transcript is spliced from 5 exons. Lineage: Eukaryota; Fungi; Ascomycota; Sordariomycetes; Sordariales; Podosporaceae. The record is from RefSeq and is a predicted model, not a curated record. The coding region runs from base 169 to 1182 and encodes 337 amino acids.